UUGAUGAAGAGAUUAGAAAUAGCAUAUUAAUAGCGUCCAUAUGUUUUGGCUGCUUUCAUCUUUUAUUUGUAAUUCGUCGAUUUAUAUGGAAUCCUUAUAGAUGGUUACAAAAUUUUUGGAAUUUUAUUGAAUUAGGCGCUUAUAUAUUACCUACGUGGACAUCAAUUCUUUGGUACCAAAAAGGAGAAAUUAAUACUCCAUUAGUAUCAAUUUCAU
Funneliformis caledonium is the source of this 216-nucleotide messenger RNA. Lineage: Eukaryota; Fungi; Glomeromycota; Glomeromycetes; Glomerales; Glomeraceae. The record is from the annotation of a GenBank genome assembly.